Octodon degus (degu) is the source of this 4087-nucleotide messenger RNA. RefSeq names its product adiponectin receptor 2 (gene Adipor2). Gene Ontology annotation, molecular function: signaling receptor activity. The coding region runs from base 264 to 1433 and encodes 389 amino acids. NCBI's taxonomy places the organism in Eukaryota, Metazoa, Chordata, Mammalia, Rodentia, Octodontidae. The transcript is spliced from 8 exons. The record is from RefSeq and is a predicted model, not a curated record. Gene Ontology annotation, cellular component: plasma membrane. Gene Ontology annotation, biological process: adiponectin-activated signaling pathway.
GGUGGCGGCUGUGGCAGCGGCGGGAGCUCUAUCCAGGGGCGGUCUCGCGGUGGAGGCAGCGACUGCGCCUACACCGGGUUGGGUCCCCUCCCUCCUCCAUUCCCCCUCCUCCCCUUCCCCCUGAGCGGUGGUUUCCUAGGAGUCCGAGACGUGCGGCCAGGCGGUGACAAGCUCCGGGAUCAACGUACUAUCCUGAAAAUCCAUUCCCCUAAGAAGAAGGGAGAGAAAGAAAGACUGCUUUGUGAGAAGGGCUUGGGUGUCCCAUGAACCAGCUAGCAGAAAGCCGGUCGGGGUGCAGCAGGACUCCAGAGCCAGAUAUAAGGCUCAGAAAAGGGCACCAACUUGAUGGUACAAGAGGAAGUGAUGAUGACAACCACCAAGGAGAUUUGGAGCCCAUUUUAGAAGCAUCUGUUCAUUCUUCCCAUCAUAAAAAUGUAGGUAAAAGCUCUGAGGAGCACGAGUGCAACGAUGACACUUCUCAGGAGGAUGAGGGCUUUAUGGGCAUGUCCCCCCUCUUACAGGCCCAUCAUGCUAUGGAAAGAAUGGAAGAGUUUGUUUGUAAGGUAUGGGAAGGUCGAUGGCGAGUGAUCCCUCAUGAUGUGCUACCGGACUGGCUCAAGGAUAAUGACUUCCUUUUACAUGGACACCGGCCACCUAUGCCUUCUUUCCGGGCCUGCUUUAAGAGCAUUUUCAGAAUACACACUGAAACAGGCAACAUCUGGACACAUCUCUUAGGUUGUGUAUUCUUCCUGUGCCUGGGGAUCUUUUAUAUGUUCCGCCCAAAUAUUUCCUUUGUGGCCCCUCUGCAAGAGAAGGUGGUCUUUGGAUUAUUUUUCUUGGGAGCCAUUCUCUGCCUUUCCUUUUCAUGGCUCUUCCACACAGUCUACUGCCACUCAGAAGGAGUCUCCCGGCUCUUCUCCAAACUGGAUUACUCUGGUAUUGCUCUUCUGAUUAUGGGAAGUUUUGUUCCUUGGCUCUAUUAUUCCUUCUACUGUAAUCCACAACCCUGCUUCAUUUACUUGAUUGUCAUCUGUGUGCUGGGCAUUGCGGCCAUUAUAGUCUCCCAGUGGGACAUGUUUGCCACCCCUCAGUAUCGAGGAGUGAGAGCAGGAGUAUUUGUGGGCUUGGGCCUGAGUGGAAUCAUCCCCACCUUGCACUAUGUCAUUGCGGAGGGCUUCCUGAAGGCUGCCACCAUAGGGCAGAUUGGCUGGCUGAUGCUCAUGGCCAGCCUCUAUAUCACUGGAGCUGCCCUCUAUGCUGCCCGGAUCCCUGAGCGCUUCUUUCCUGGCAAAUGUGACAUCUGGUUUCACUCUCAUCAGCUGUUUCACAUCUUUGUGGUUGCUGGAGCUUUCGUUCACUUCCACGGUGUCUCAAACCUGCAGGAGUUCCGUUUCAUGAUCGGUGGAGGCUGCACUGAAGAGGAUGCACUGUGAUACUUACAUGUAGUCAGGGACUAUGACCCUGUACCCAGGCCUGCAGCAGCAGCAGCAGCAGCAGCCGCGGCAGCAGCACAACAGCAGCAGCAGUAGCAGCAGCAGCAGCAGUGGCAGCGGUGGCAGCAGCAGCAGGACUCUCUGCUGGCCACUGAUGGCAGUAUCAGAAGAGCCCCAAAACUUUGACAGCCUCAUGGGCUUUGUCACAACCCAAGGGCUCCACGUGGUACACAACUGAGAAGAGAAAAACAAAAAUAAAUCAUACCUCAAAGGAUGGAGUGCAUCAAUUUAGGAGGAAAGAAGUGGCCCAUAUUCUGACUUAUUCUUGGGACCUGUCCACUGAGGGCUCUGUAGAACCCUCGGCAAACUGGCUUCUGAUCCAUAUCAUAUUUAUUUGUGGAAGAUGGGGAAGCAAUUUAGCUGGUGGUUCUUUCUUCUCUCUCCUAAAACAACAAUAUAAACCAAUUAAGGUGAACAUUUAUAUCCAGUUAAGGGGCAGGAAUGUGAUUUUAGAUGUUCUUUUAAGGGGAAAAAAGAAAUUAAUGUAAAUAAGAUUUCUAACUUACUGUUUAAAUAAAAAUUUAUAUAAAUGUUUAAAACAUAGGGGUAGGGUAGGGAGGGAGAAUUUUUGUAUAGAAUGAAACAUGCAAGUACCACACACUGUUUCAAUUUUGCACAAAGUGUGACUGGAGGAAGGUCAGGCAGCAGCCCCAGAAUGUACAGUGUCUUGGUGCACCAAGGUGCCUUCCAGAGGCUGACACACAUACCGUGACCCCAGCAGGGCAGAGACUGUAGCCCCUGCCUGGUGACAGGGCACCUCUCAAAUCUGAGAGCCUUUGGGGAUUCUAGGCAGAGGUAGAGGGAAGUGGUGUGUGUUUCCUCAGUGAAUGGCUGACAAAAGGUAGUAGAUGAAGGCUGUAGGUGAACUGUUGUUUGAGUGUCUGGUAGGCUCACAGUGACCCUUUCUAAGGCAGAGCCACUUAGUCCUGCGUUAAUGCUGGAAAAGACAGUGGAGACAUAGAGGAACCCUAGGACAUUAGCACAGGGACUUGUCUGGUCACUUCGUGACACCCUGUUGACUUGGUGGCACAUAUGGGACUAGAGAAGUAAGAACAGUUUUCUGUAUGCUUGCCGUGGAGUUCUGGCCUGGCUGGUACAUUUCCGUUGAGAAUCACUGCCCUGACUACCUUCUUCCUUGUGGAACUGAAAUUGUCUUACCCUUACGUUGCAGUUCCUAAGAUUCUAACUUGCAUGGGUUGCUCUUAAGUCACUCUCCUAGGUUGGGGAGAGCCCAGUCUUUGGACAAGGAAAGAUGAGUAUCACCUCUGGUACACGUCUUGGUGAACCUAAUGUAACAGGCACCUCUGCUAUCCUUGCACAAAAAGCCAGAACUCUGUAGGCCUAUCAUGGACCGGCACCACAGCACAGCAGCCCCACUGAGCCUCCUCUCCCCACUGGGCAGAGUUUAAUAGGAAACUGGAUAUCGUUGCCAGCCCAUCUGGUAGAAUCCUUAAGUCUGGUUUUGAAUUGCUACUAGAAAUGGAAAGUGAUUGCUCUUGUCCCAGGGCCACCUUAUUUGGUGUCAGGGAGAAUGGUGGGAGCAGGACUGGCUUGUGGAAUCCUGAUACAUGCUUGUGGGUGAGCUCCCAGCAUAGCACUGCAGUCUUCUCGGGUUACUGCCUGCCACUUCAGGUGGUUUAUUACAUCUUGGGGAUGGUGGGUAUGAGAAGUAGGCAGCAGCUUUGGCAUCCUCACAGCAAUGCCAGGGGAUGUGCAGAGUGUCCUAUUCAGUAGUUCGAUUCUUCCUCUGCCCUUCAGAUCUGCAGCCAUACCUGGGAUAUAGACCUCAAUGUAGAACUAAGAGAGAUAAUUUAGGAAUAUUUGGUGGUUUUAAAGGUCACUGCCAUAGGCAAACCAAGCAGAAGUCUGACAGUUCCUGACAGAAUGGAGAACAGUAUUAACCCCUUGAGAAGCAGCCCAGCAGGAGAGUGGCCACGGGAAGGAAGCUGCCUUAGUUUCAUGGGAGCAGCAGCACAUAUCAGAAGCCAGACUUGCUCUUUGGUCACACUUCGGGGUACAGGGUAUGAGGUACAGCCCUGUAACAAUACCCACAGAAAUGGUAGUCUUUGGGCCCAGUCACCCCACACCCCAAAGCAGGAAGAAUCUGGUUGAACAGCACAAACCCUUAGGGAACAUAAAACCAACACCACCAGUGCGUAAUCCAGUAAACUCCCCCACUCCGGUGUGUGUGUGGGCGCGUACGCCCAUGUAUGUGUGUCUCUGUGCAGCUCACUACCAGCAGCCUCAACGUGCACUUGACCUCACAGUGCCUGCUGAGAAUCUCACCAGGUUGGCGCCUGAAUGCCUUACUCUCAGCAGCCUGAGGCUUGCUUGCUCUGUGCAGAUUUUUAAUUUUCCUUUUUAGCCCUGGGCUGGUUAGGACCUCUACUGCUUCAUUCUUUCACCAUUAAAUAGUGGCCUUUUUCAGUAUUCUCCCCCUCCCUUCCCUUUUAUAAAUUGCCGAAGCCACAAAGCACAUUUUGGGGGAUCAUAGGAAGCUGGGUAUCAAAACGGCGUCUGUGUGAUGGUUCCAUUCGCCAUGGGAUUUCCCUAUUUGCUGUAUUCUCAAUUUCUCUAAUAAAAAGAGCCAAACA